AUGGCCAUGACCUUGUUAGAUGCAUCAUUAUCAUCUCCUCCUUCGACAGAACCACCCACAAAGAAACAGUCUAAAAAUUUGAAUGUGGCCGUUAACAAUCAGCAGAAUUCCAAUCAGUUGUUGCAGUGUCAAACCUGCUUCGAUCGCAUUCCAUUCCACCAAGCAGCACACAGCCAACUGCAACAAACACAUAACGAACACAAACAACACCAAAAAUACCAUCUUCAACAACUACAACUUCAACAACUACAACUUCAACAACAUCAGCAACAGCAACAUUGUACAUGUCACAUACAUAACAUUGUACAAAUGAAACAUUUGCAGCCACAUUCAGAACAUAGCUGCACACAACACUUGUCAACCAUUCCAUUUUUACAAGAACAACAACUGUUUCAUCGCCAUGAAAUCGAUCAAAGCUUCGGUGGUUACGAUAACGACCACGAAUCAGAUUCCAACAACGUCGACAACUUCACAAACGCUAGUAAUGUGAAUGCCAAACAAAAUGAUGGAAAUGUUGAGUGGAGUUCGCUGCUGCUCGAUGAAACGUGCUUUUGUAACAGUUGUCAUGAUUCGACUCAUCCGACGCAAACACUGAAAUCAUGUUGGUGUGGAAAAAAUAAAUGCAACAAGCUUGUUGACAUGUUGCUUCGAUCGAAUUCCAACAUUUUUCCCAACAGCAACAAGUCGUCGGCGUCAACCAGCAACGUCAACAAAGAUUAUCCCCAUCCUUAUUUGCCGCUGAAACAAGAACCUCUUUGCUGCUGUGAAAUGCUAAACACAACUAGAGAAACAUUUUCAUUUUUUGACAAAUAA
Messenger RNA from Helobdella robusta, 813 nucleotides. RefSeq lists its product as hypothetical. The coding region runs from base 1 to 813 and encodes 270 amino acids. The record is from RefSeq and is a predicted model, not a curated record. Lineage: Eukaryota; Metazoa; Annelida; Clitellata; Rhynchobdellida; Glossiphoniidae. The transcript has a single exon.